Messenger RNA from Aspergillus glaucus CBS 516.65, 2922 nucleotides. RefSeq lists its product as uncharacterized. Bases 1 to 2922 code for a protein of 973 amino acids. Gene Ontology annotation, molecular function: amidophosphoribosyltransferase activity. Gene Ontology annotation, biological process: purine nucleotide biosynthetic process; purine nucleobase biosynthetic process; base-excision repair. NCBI's taxonomy places the organism in Eukaryota, Fungi, Ascomycota, Eurotiomycetes, Eurotiales, Aspergillaceae. Gene Ontology annotation, cellular component: cytoplasm. The record is from RefSeq and is a predicted model, not a curated record. The transcript has 3 exons.
AUGUGUGGUGUUAUCGCUCUGAUCUUGGCGAACCCCUCGUCCGCCGCCGCCGUUGACCUCCACGAGGCUCUAUACCUACUUCAGCAUCGCGGUCAAGAUGCCGCAGGUGUCGCAACUUGCGCAUCCGGGGGUCGCAUCUACCAGCUCAAGGCCAACGGCAUCGCCGCUCGUGUCUUCCAGGAUGGUGCCAGAGUCGCUGAUUUGCCCGGUUCCAUGGGUAUUGGCCACCUGAGAUACCCCACCGCCGGCAGCAGUGCCAACGCGGAGGCUCAGCCCUUCUACGUGAACAGCCCCUACGGUAUCUGCUUGGCUCACAACGGCAACUUGAUCAACGCCCCCGAGCUGAAGAGGUAUCUGGAUCUCGAGGCUCACCGUCACAUCAACACCGACAGUGACAGUGAGCUGAUGCUCAACAUCUUCGCUGAUGAACUGAGCGAGACCAAGAAGGCCCGUGUGAACCGGGAAGAUCUCUUUGCUGCUCUGGGUAGAAUGUACUCGCGUUGCGAGGGUGGAUGGGCUUGCACGCUUAUGCUGGCAGGCUUUGGUAUCGUGGGUUUCCGUGACUCGUACGGUAUCCGUCCGUUGUCUCUUGGUUCUCGGCCGUCUAUCGAUGGCGAGGGCAUGGACUACAUGAUGGCGUCUGAGUCGGUUGCUUUGCAGCAGCUGGGUUUCACCAACAUCCGGGACAUCCAGCCGGGUGAAGCUGUUAUCAUCGAAAAGGGUGGCGAGCCUGUGUUCCGUCAGGUGGCUCCUAAGAAGGCCUACGCCCCUGAUAUUUUCGAAUACGUCUACUUCGCUCGUCCCGACUCCGUCAUUGACGGAAUCAGCGUCUACCGUAGUCGGCAACGCAUGGGAGACCGUCUGGCCGCGCGGGUUCUCAACGUUCUCGGGCCUGAUGCCGUCAAGGACAUUGACGUCGUCAUUCCUGUCCCCGAGACCUCUACUACUUCGGCAGCUGCUGUGGCUCGGUACUUGGACAAGCCUUACUGCCAAGGCUUCGUCAAGAACCGUUACAUCUUCCGGACAUUCAUCAUGCCUGAGCAGAAGACCCGGCAAAAGGGUGUUCGUCGAAAGCUGAACGCCAUGCAAGCUGAAUUCAAGGACCGAAAUGUCCUUCUGGUGGACGACAGUAUCGUCCGUGGUACCACAAGUCGGGAGAUCGUCUCGAUGGCCAGAGAAGCCGGCGCUAAGAAUGUCUACCUGGCCAGCUGCUCGCCCGAGAUCACACACGCCCACAUCUACGGUAUCGACCUGGCCUCUCCCUCCGAACUUAUCGCCUUCAACCGCGACAUCGACGGCAUCUCGCGCCACAUUGGCGCCGAAAGAGUCAUCUAUCAAACCCUCGACGACCUCAAGGGAUCCUGCGCCGAGAUCGCACGCGAGAACGGCCUUUCCGAGCCUCAAGACUUUGAAGUCGGAGUUUUCUGUGGUUCAUACGUCACCCCCGUUUCCGACGGCUACCUCAACCACCUCGAGCGCAUCCGUGGCGAAGGUCGCAAGGUCAAGGCCCUGGACAAGGCCAAGGAAGCCGUUGCACACGGAUACGCCAGUGAACGGGACUUCCAAAUCGCCGCCAACGGCGUCAAGCUCGAUGGAACCGGGAAAAUUAUCCCCGCCGACUCGCCGAACGACUCGGAAGUCCCGGCAGUCGGCAUGAGCGCCGUCCGUAACGGAGGCGUCAACCACGUCGAGCACCCCGCCGUCAAGGACCGGAUGGAUAUUAGCAUCCAUAACAUUGGUGACCAUUCAUGUCGCAGCCACAGUCAGAAGAAUGAACCCAGCGCGAAAAAACAAAAGACAACCAACUCGAAAACAGAAACCAACGACCUCCCCCAUAAUCUAGGCUCCCUGCCUACACCUCUAACACCAGAGAGCAACACCGGCAUCAAACGCGAACAGCUAGCCGACCUAGCAACUGAACUCCAAUCCACCGUCGACAGAACCACCGAAACCAUCCACACCCAACAACAACCCACCCCCCAAAAGCCGAAAAAGAAUACAUACGGCCUAACCCCCGGCCUGACCCCCUUCCCAACAUACCCCCGCCCAACACCCACCGAAUGCGAACAAGUCGCCCGCCUCCUGACAACCGUCCACGGCGAGAUAACACCCCCAACAACCCUCCCCGAACCCUCCCUCACAGUAACCGGCUGCGGCGAGGUGCCCUCCGUGCUCGACGCGCUAAUCCGCACGCUUCUCAGCGGUGCUACUACGGGGAAGAACUCGGCUAUGGCAUUUGAUGGGCUUGUGCGGAGGUUUGGGAUUCUGAGUAAGGGGAUUGGGAAGGGGAGUGUGGAUUGGGAUGCCGUGCGACGGGCGUCGGUGGGGGAUGUGUUUGAGGCGAUUAAGAGGGGUGGGUUGGCGGAUGUGAAGAGCAAGAAUCUUAAGAGGAUUCUGGAUUUGGUGUAUAAGGAGAAUCAGGAACGGCGGGACAUCCUGACCAACACCAACACCAACAACCCGGACGGUAUUAAGUCAGAAUCACCCGCCAGCAAAGACUAUGAAAUCGCCUGCGCAGAAGAGAACGUCCUCUCCCUAAACCACCUCCACCACCUCUCCACCCCCACCGUAAUGACCCAUCUAACCAGCUACCCGGGCAUCGGCCCAAAAACCGCCGCCUGCGUGAUCCUCUUCUGUCUACAACGCCCGUGCUUCGCCGUCGACACGCACAUUUUCCGCAUCAGCAAGUGGCUGGGCUGGUUGCCUCCUGACACUACCGGCAGUAAAGUGAACGAGGUAACAGCGUUUGGGCAUUUGGAGGUAAGGGUGCCGGAUGGUUUGAAGUACAGUUUGCAUCAGUUGUUGAUUAGGCAUGGGAAGAGUUGUGCGAGGUGUAGGGCUGGGACGGGGAGGGGGGCUGCUGGGUGGGAGGAAGGGUGUGUUAUUGAGGGGUUGGUGAGGAGAACGGGGGGGAGGAAGUAG